Molecule: messenger RNA, 303 nt
Organism: Staurois parvus
Lineage: Eukaryota; Metazoa; Chordata; Amphibia; Anura; Ranidae
Source: the annotation of a GenBank genome assembly
CAUACCAGCAUCCUGAUCACCUCCAUACACCGUACCAGCGCCCUGAUCACCUCCAUACACCGUACCAGUGCCCUGAUCACCUCCCAUACCCCGUACCAGCAUCCUGAUCACUGCCAUACCCUGUACCAGCAUCCUGAUCACCACCAUACCCCGUACCAGUAUCCUGAUCACCGCCAUACCCCGUAUCAGUAUCCUGAUUACUGCCAUACCCCGUAUCAGUAUCCUGAUCACUGCCAAACCCCGUACCAGCAUCCUGAUCACCGCCAUACCCUGUACCAGUAUCCUGAUCACCGCCAUACCCCG